Trichoderma virens Gv29-8 is the source of this 408-nucleotide messenger RNA. RefSeq lists its product as uncharacterized. NCBI's taxonomy places the organism in Eukaryota, Fungi, Ascomycota, Sordariomycetes, Hypocreales, Hypocreaceae. Gene Ontology annotation, biological process: transmembrane transport. The record is from RefSeq and is a predicted model, not a curated record. Gene Ontology annotation, molecular function: transmembrane transporter activity. The coding region runs from base 1 to 408 and encodes 135 amino acids. The transcript has a single exon.
AUGACUGGGGAGACAGCACCACUUCUUCCCGGCCGUAUGGUCCUUAUAAUGCUAGCCCUGUUCCUGGGCAUGUUUACCGCCAACCUCGACGCCACGAUUCUGGCCACGGCCGUGCCCAAGAUAACUACCGAGUUCCAAAGCAUCGAUGACAUUGGUUGGUAUGGCUCUUCCGCCUUCCUAACUUUUGCCGCCUUCCAAACGAGCUGGGGUAAGGUGUACAAGCACAUCGACAUCAAAUGGUCUUACCUGGUCUCCCUCCUCGUGUUCGAGAUGGGUAGCCUUAUAUGUGCCGCAGCCCCGAACAGCACGGCACUAAUCGCCGGCCGCGCGGUUGCCGGCGUUGGAGGAGCCGGCCUCACCACCGGUACUUUCGUUGUGAUCGGUCAUACGGUACCGCCCCGGCGCUAG